AUGCAAAAUAUUAAAGUAGUAGUUGUAGGUGAUGGUGCUGUUGGAAAAAGUUGUUUACUUAUAAGUUAUACAACAAAUGCAUUCCCAGGUGAAUAUGUCCCAACUGUAUUUGAUAAUUAUUCAGCAAAUAUUAUGGUUGAAGGAAAACCAUUCAAUGUAGCAUUGUUUGAUACCGCAGGUCAAGAGGAUUACGAUCGUCUACGUCCGUUGUCCUAUCCACAGACCGAUGUAUUCUUUGUGUGUUUCUGUGUAAUCUCAAGAGCAUCGUUUGAAAACGUUAAAUAUAAAUGGAAUGCAGAGUUGGAUCACCAUUGUCCAUCGACUCCAAAGAUUUUGGUCGGUACCAAGUCGGAUCUGCGUGGUAGUGGACGUCCGGAAAUCUCAACAAAGGAGGCACACGACUUGGCCAAAGAACUAGGUUUCAUUGGAUACGUCGAGACCAGUGCUCUCGUGCAGACCAAUUUGACACAGCUCUUCAACCAAGCGAUAAAGUCGGCAGUCAAUGCACCGGCCGCCAAAAAGAAGAAGGGUGAGAAGCCAGUUCCAAUUCCACCUGCCAUGCCACCCGCUGGAAAGGCUCCAUGGAUCAACAUUGUAACAUCGACCUACGAGAAGGAGCUGAAGAGCACUCUUGAACACCAGGGUUUCGCCGAUGUCAAAUUCACAUUCGGCAAUGACAAACCGAUCUUUGCACACCGUGUCAUUCUCUGCUCGGCUUCACAGGUGUUCAGACGUCUGUUCUCCGUCACAUUGAAUACAGAUCACUCACCUUUUGCACCUGAGGAUAUUGAAGCGGGACGUGUCAAGGGAAUCAAGUCGAUGACUGCCACACCAAUGAAACACUACGAGGACGGAUCGAUUUCCAACGGUGAGAUGAUCGAGAUCGAGGUGGAUCCAAAGUUCACAAGACGUAUCUUUUAUCGUUACAUCGAGUUUAUCUAUACUGGUUUGUUGAACUGUGUCGAUCGUACCGACCAAAUCAAGGAAACCAUUGAGAUUGCCGAUGUCUUUGACUGCAAAUACUUGGCAUCGGCCAGCAAGAAUCUCUCCAAUGGCUCAGAGGAUUUGAAUCCAUCGAUCGGUACAUUCUUGAAUGACGAAAUGGGUGAUAAAUGCAAGGAACUCUUCUUUGGAAAGAAGAUAUUCUCGGACAUUCAGUUCCGUGUCGAGGGAAAGACAAUCUACGCUCACAAGGCAUUCAUUUACUCGCGUUCCGCCGUUGUCAAUGCCUACGUGCACGCCACCAAAGACUACGCCGAGAGUCAAGACGCAACUGUUGAACUCCAGGACGUCUCACACGACAACUUCAAAGCGGUUCUGGAAUAUCUCUAUACCGCACACUCGCCCAUUGAGGAAGGUGAUCCAGUCGGAAUCAUGGUGUUGGCCAAUCGUUUUGGAUUGACACGUCUCAUCACACUCUGUGAACUCUACAUCUCAAAGGAGAUUGAAAAGGCAACGACCGUCGGAAUCUUCAAGUCAGAGUUGGAUAUCAUCGGACUCUUGUUGUGUGCCAAGUCACACAAUGCCGAACAACUCACCAAGUUCUGUCUUCACUUUAUCUCUACCAACUACCAACCAAUGAAAAAGAGACCAGAAUUCACCAAACUCGACAAGGACACACAGAAAUAUUUGGAAGAGAACCAAUGGCCACCAGUAUGGUACAUCCAGGCAUGUGGUGAAUAUGAAGAUCAAAUGGCUAAAUUCAAUGGAAAGAAAGAUAAUUGUUCAAUUAUUUAUUUAUUUAGAUAUGCUGUUUGCUACGCAUGA
This is a messenger RNA of Heterostelium album PN500, 1767 nucleotides long. It is a transcript of the gene rabK1, whose product is annotated as Rab GTPase. Gene Ontology annotation, biological process: actin filament organization; regulation of actin cytoskeleton organization; cortical cytoskeleton organization. The coding region runs from base 1 to 1767 and encodes 588 amino acids. The transcript is spliced from 3 exons. Gene Ontology annotation, cellular component: plasma membrane; cytoskeleton; cytoplasmic vesicle. Lineage: Eukaryota; Evosea; Eumycetozoa; Acytosteliales; Acytosteliaceae. Gene Ontology annotation, molecular function: GTPase activity; protein kinase binding; GTP binding. The record is from RefSeq and is a predicted model, not a curated record.